UUUAAUCAUUACGCCCGUAAAUGCGGAAUAAGUCCUUAUACAAUAGGUCCAAUCAGUGUGAAAACAACCCUUCAAAAGUGGCCUAGUUUUAACGUUAAUGAAUGAUUUUUUGUCUCUCUUCUAGUUAUCUAAACAGGGCUAUAGAUGACAACUAUUGACAACCUUGACGAUGGGCUCGUUUAAUGCUCCGUUACCGUGCUCGCAUACUCACCCCUCGUUCGUCGAAAUUUCUCUUUGUUUCAUUUUUUUGACAGCUACACCCUUCCCGAAACUUCAACAACAAUCAAUAGAAGUAAAUUUUGUUGGCAAACGGUCGCGUUUAGUUGUUUGUGUCUCUAAUUCGCUAAUUGCCACAGCAGGAAAAUUAAUCCUAAAAUUCUAAAAUCAAACGAAAUGGGUGGCUGCCGGUGCACCUUUCGAACGUGCGAAAACAGCACAGCGCUUCGACCUGGGAUGCAUUUCUUCCACUUUCCGAUCCGUGACUGGCCGAGGCUGGAAAAGUGGGCCAUUAAUGCCGACAAACGCGACUUCAAGAUGCUGCCACUGAGCAAGCUGAAGAAUAAAGUGGUUUGUGAGGAACACUUCCGCAAUGAUAUGUUCAUGAAUUUUCUGAAGGAAAGUCUGACGAAGAUGGCUGUACCGACGCUGGCUGUGUUGGAAGACGGACGCGUCUGGGAUGUGGAGACGAAUGAGAUCGGAGAACGAGAAGAGUGGGUUGUUCCGCAAACCCUAAAGAAGGCCACCAGCUCGAAACGAGAUAUGCUGGUUUUGAAUAAUGAUUCGGAUAACACCACAAUGCAGAUUCAGUUUCUAGAAUCUGAUGAAUUCCCGCAGGAAGAGGAAAGACCACCUGCUCUGUUGAACCUUAACAAUCCACCGAAAUUACUAAACAAGGAAGCAGCAAAUAUUAAUAUUUUCAUUCCAACGGAUAGUCCCAACAAGAAAACUCUGACAUCCACUGUCCUGCGGAAGGUCCAACUCAAACGUAAAUUAACAAAAACUGACGAAUCACCAAGUCCAAAAUUACAAUUGCUUUCGAUUCAAAAAUUACCAGGAAAAAGUUUUCCCAUUAGGGAAAUUGACGUUCAACCAGAGGAAACAGCGCAAGACCAGCCAGCAGCUGCAAUGCCGUCUUCUUCGACGGAUGAGCCGCCCGUCACUGUCACGCAACAAGAUCAAGUUCUACCGGCAGUAGUCGGAAUGCAUCCAACCUAUCUACAAAAGUUGAAAGCAAACUCGCAGCAAAUUGCCGAAGUGAAAAAGCUACUCGAGGAUGUACUCAGCAGACCCAUUCCUGAGCCGCGGGUUGUGACUGUAGAGGUGCCAACACCGAUACUGCCCCCGCCGACGGUCGACAACGGCUGUGAUAAGCUGGAGAAAGGUGCCAACAUGAACAAGGCCCAGCUGUUCAACGGCAUCAAGCGAUACCUCAAUCCCACGAUGGUGGCACUGCUGCGGAUGGAAAUGUUCGGUGGACCCACCGAACGGCAGUGGAAACCGGACGAGAAAGCGCUGGCCGUCGAACUGAUCGGUCUCGGGGAAAACGUGUACGACCACUUCUGCGACGAGUUCCGCUUUCGGUUGCCCUGCAAAAAGGACGUCCAACAGUGGAAGCAACAGGAGCUGCAUGAUGACGACGCUUCGUGAAUGGGUUAAGGUCAGUAUACUCUAAGUUUCUAGUAUUUUUCGUUUCGUAUAGAUAUACAAUUUUUAGUUGAGGCAACAUCUACCUGUAAACUAAGCUAUCAAUUAGUUUUACUUCUAAGAGAAACUCAUGAAAAAUAAAUUGAAAAAUU
This is a messenger RNA of Wyeomyia smithii (pitcher-plant mosquito), 1796 nucleotides long. RefSeq lists its product as uncharacterized. The coding region runs from base 394 to 1647 and encodes 417 amino acids. Lineage: Eukaryota; Metazoa; Arthropoda; Insecta; Diptera; Culicidae. The transcript has 2 exons. The record is from RefSeq and is a predicted model, not a curated record. Gene Ontology annotation, molecular function: sequence-specific DNA binding.